Knipowitschia caucasica is the source of this 1224-nucleotide messenger RNA. The record is from the annotation of a GenBank genome assembly. Lineage: Eukaryota; Metazoa; Chordata; Actinopteri; Gobiiformes; Gobiidae.
AUGUGCAGGCAGGAGGUCAAUGUGCAGGCAGGAGGUCAGUGUGCAGGCAGGAGGUCAGUGUUCAGGCAGGAGGUCAGUGUGCAGGCAGGAGGUCAAUGUGCAGGCAGGAGGUCAGUGUGCAGGCAGGAGGUCAGUGUGCAGGCAGGAGGUCAGUGUGCAGGCAGGAGGUCAGUGUUCAGGCAGGAGGUCAGUGUGCAGGCAGGAGGUCAGUGUGCAGGCAGGAGGUCAGUGUGCAGGCAGGAGGUCAGUGUUCAGGCAGGAGGUCAGUGUGCAGGCAGGAGGUCAGUGUGCAGGCAGGAGGUCAGUGUGCAGGCAGGAGGUCAGUGUGCAGGCAGGAGGUCAAUGUGCAGGCAGGGGGUCAAUGUGCAGGCAGGAGGUCAGUGUUCAGAGGUCAGGCAGGAGGUCAGUGUGCAGGCAGGAGGUCAGUGUGCAGGCAGGAGGUCAGUGUUCAGGCAGGAGGUCAGUGUGCAGGCAGGUGGUCAGUGUGCAGGCAGGAGGUCAGUGUUCAGGCAGGAGGUCAGUGUUCAGGCAGGUGGUCAGUGUGCAGGCAAGAGGUCAGUGUGCAGGCAGGAGGUCAGUGUGCAGGCAGGAGGUCAGUGUGCAGGCAGGAGGUCAGUGUGCAGGCAGGAGGUCAGUGUUCAGGCAGGAGGUCAGUGUGCAGGCAGGAGGUCAGUGUGCAGGCAGGAGGUCAGUGUGCAGGCAGGAGGUCAGUGUUCAGGCAGGAGGUCAGUGUGCAGGCAGGAGGUCAGUGUGCAGGCAGGAGGUCAGUGUGCAGGCAGGAGGUCAGUGUGCAGGCAGGCGGUCAGUGUGCAGGCAGGAGGUCAAUGUGCAGGCAGGAGGUCAGUGUGCAGGCAGGAGGUCAGUGUGCAGGCAGGAGGUCAGUGUGCAGGCAGGAGGUCAAUGUGCAGGCAGGAGGUCAAUGUGCAGGCAGGAGGUCAGUGUGCAGGCAGGAGGUCAGUGUUCAGGCAGGAGGUCAGUGUGCAGGCAGGAGGUCAGUGUGCAGGCAGGAGGUCAAUGUGCAGGCAGGAGGUCAAUAUGCAGGCAGGAGAUGAAAAGAAAGCCUUCAAGGAGGUGAAGGAGGUCACUAAGGACAUUGUGAUUGCAGGGAAUGUGGGCGCUACUGCAGGCGGCGCCCUCGGGGGUCCGGCUGGAGCUGCAGCAGGGUGGGCAGCUGGGGCAGCAGUGGGAGGAGCUGUCGUCCACAUCAAGAAGGCGUCUGACUAG